Vitrella brassicaformis is the source of this 1302-nucleotide messenger RNA. Lineage: Eukaryota; Vitrellaceae. The record is from the annotation of a GenBank genome assembly.
UUAUGGCACACUAAAACAUUGUUGGCCUGGAGGCAACAGCACACCCGCGCAACGCACAUAUAAGAAUGGUGUGCCUGUGUGGGUCUCCGUGUGUGUGGUCGGGCAUUCUGUGUCUGCCGCGCGGACCUUGAUGUCAUUAUAGGCGAGGCCGCGGGCGUGGAUGAAGGCCAAGGCGGUGAAGAUGCCGUUGAAAAGGGUCUUCAUCUGCGCCUCGCUCACCACGCCCGACAACUCACACAACUCUCGGCCUGCACACAAAGAACCAACACACACACAUGACGACAGGUGCAGUGGUACCCUCUCCAUCUCCCUUUCUCUGUGUGUGCGUGUGUGUGUCUUGGCUGACCCUCUAUAUACUCCAUGAUCUGCACCGUCCGCCCGGUAGUGUUGAAUGAGUCGUAAUAGCGGACGAUAUUCGGGCAACUAUCCAGACCCCCCGCCCUAUACAGCCCAUAGGAAUCCCCCAUGCAGUAUAUCUGCAGUGAGGUAACGGACAGACAGAGAUCACACACACACAGACGAGAUGAGUGUAUUCAUUCAGGUGAGGUCGACUUGAUCCAUUUGUCAAUCCUCAAAUCCUUACCCCGCCCGGCGAGUACUCCUGUUUGAGUACCUUGGCGAUAUGCCGCCCGCCCGCCUCCCGCCACAGAGUCCCCUGCCCGCCCUUGGCGAAGGGCUUGCCCUCCAGCACACGCACCCCCGCCCUCCUCCACACCUCCCCCUGCACAGGCAGACAGCAACCACCACACAGACACACAGACGUAUCCAUCUACCAGUGCAUGCAGAUGCAGGGUCCAUCUCUGACCUUGAGCUGCUGCGCCUCCCGCUGCUGCUUGGCGCACUCCUGCUGGGUGCGCUUGACGGCCUUUUACGGACACACAUCAUACCAAAGUCGUGUGCGUUUCCCCUUUCUUUCCAGCUGAGCUCUGUGCACUCAUUAACUCUUUCAUACGCACGUACCUGUGCCGCCUGCUGCCAGAACUGCCGCUGCUGGCGCUCUAUGGCCUCGAUGGCCUCCAACUCGCGCGCGGCCGCCUGCUGCGCCUGCUGCACCUGUUGCGCCUGCUGCACACAAACCAAGGACCCAAAGAACACAUUUGAUGUCCGUAUGCGUCGUGUGGCGCCGUGCAUCCCAUUCAACACGACCAUGCAUCCCUGAGGCUCCCUCUAGGCUACCUCUGCUGCUGCGGCGUCCUUGGCCGUACGGCCUCCAAAGCGGCGUCACCCGGUCACGCGUGUCAUCGGCAUCUUUCUGAAUCGCCCGAAGAGGGACGCCCGCGCCCAUCACCGCCACUUCUGCGG